AUGAGGUAUUAUGGUAUACCCUGGGUUAUAUACUUCUUGGUCCAAGCUAAUAUUGGGAGAGCGGAUUCUUUCUCCAAGCUAGGAUGCUAUCUGAAGUCAGAUAUUCAAAGCAUAUUAAGCUACCAAGAUGAGUUUAUAUAUCAAUCAUCAUCCCAUUGUGAAGAGGAAUGUGCUGGUAAAAAGGUAGCAGCAUUGUUGAACGGUAAGUACUGUUAUUGUGGUGAUACAGAACCUGACGGAGACGAAGCUGAUAGUUCUGAUUGUAAUGUCAGUUGUCAAGGUUAUGGUCAAGAAAAUUGUGGUGGUAGUAAUGCGUUCUUGGUAUAUUCCAAUAGUGACGUUGAAUCAGAAAGUACUUCUUCAUCAUCUAGUUCCAGUUCGAGCUCCAGCUCCAGCUCUAGUUCAUCUAGUUCCAGUUCGAAAACAACCACACAGAGCUCGACUUCAACCACAUCCACGAGCUCCAGCAGCAGCAGUUCUAGCAGCAGUUUCAGUAGCAGUUCCAGCAGCAGCAGUAGCAGUUCCAGCAGCAGCAGCAGCAGUUCCAGCAGCGAUUCUUCGUCUGCUAGCCCAAGUUCAAGCAGCUCCGCAGAGCCGUCUACAUCAGAAAGUUCAUCAUCUUCAUCAUCAUCAUCAUCACUGAGGUCGUCCCUGUCUGCGCCGGAUAGAACUACGUUGAUAUCCACAAUUACAAGCAACCCAACAGACUCUCAGGAACCAUCAACUAUCGCGGUAACAAUGACAGAACUGAAUUCAUCAUCGUCAUCAACACCUAAUGCUAACGACGCAUCAUCUAAACAAAACAAAUCAUCAAAAUCUAUUAGCACAGGGGGAAUUGUUGGUGCUGUAAUUGGGAGUGUAGCAGGUGCUGGGCUCAUCUUAGGUUUAGUGGUAUUCCUUUGCUGCUUUAAGCGUAAUAAGGAGGAUGAUGAUAAGGACGACGAGUUUACCUUAUCUGGGCCAAGCAACGAAAAAACCCAUACCUUUGAAGGUGCACCAAAUCCAUUUAUGAUGGCCCAAACUGGUCGGAACGACGAUGGCCAUGUGGACCACAACAAAGAUACCCUGUAUUCUCUAGAUACUACAAAUAAUGAUGAUUUCUUCAUGGCUGCCGGCCAUCCUGAUACAGAAUCACCUGGUCAGGACAAACUCUCAUCAGAAUACGGCAGAAGAAGACUUAGUGAUGGUUCGUUACCUGACAUGGUUACCAGGAAUCCAGGCUCUCUCAAAGUCGUUAAUAACUGA
Messenger RNA from Debaryomyces fabryi, 1245 nucleotides. RefSeq names its product Wsc2p (gene WSC2). The record is from RefSeq and is a predicted model, not a curated record. Gene Ontology annotation, cellular component: plasma membrane. Bases 1 to 1245 code for a protein of 414 amino acids. NCBI's taxonomy places the organism in Eukaryota, Fungi, Ascomycota, Pichiomycetes, Serinales, Debaryomycetaceae. The transcript has a single exon.